Messenger RNA from Chaetomium globosum CBS 148.51, 816 nucleotides. Its product is annotated as 40S ribosomal protein S2. Gene Ontology annotation, cellular component: ribosome; cytosolic small ribosomal subunit. NCBI's taxonomy places the organism in Eukaryota, Fungi, Ascomycota, Sordariomycetes, Sordariales, Chaetomiaceae. Gene Ontology annotation, molecular function: RNA binding; structural constituent of ribosome. The coding region runs from base 1 to 816 and encodes 271 amino acids. Gene Ontology annotation, biological process: translation. The record is from RefSeq and is a predicted model, not a curated record. The transcript has 3 exons.
AUGGCUGAUCGGGGAACUGGUGCCCGCGGCGGCGGCUUCGCUUCUCGCGGCGGUGAUCGUGGUGGCGACCGUGGUCGCGGUGGUGACCGUGGCCGUGGCCGUGGUGGUCGCCGCGGUGGGCGUCGGGGCGGCAAGAACGAGGAGAAGGAGUGGCAGCCCGUCACCAAGCUCGGCCGUCUCGUCAAGGCCGGCAAGAUCAAGAGCAUGGAGGAGAUUUACCUGCACUCGCUCCCUAUUAAGGAGUACCAGAUUGUCGACUUCUUCCUGCCCAAGCUCAAGGAUGAGGUCAUGAAGAUCAAGCCCGUCCAGAAGCAGACCCGUGCCGGUCAGCGCACCCGGUUCAAGGCCAUCGUCAUCAUUGGCGACUCCGAGGGCCACGUCGGUCUCGGUAUCAAGACCUCCAAGGAAGUGGCGACUGCCAUCCGUGCCGCCAUCAUCAUCGCUAAGCUCAGCGUCAUCCCCGUGCGUCGUGGUUACUGGGGCGCCAACCUUGGUCUCCCCCACUCUCUGCCCACCAAGGAGAGCGGCAAGUGCGGUUCCGUCACCGUCCGCCUUAUCCCUGCUCCCCGCGGUACCUCUCUCGUCGCUUCUCCCGCUGUGAAGCGUCUCCUCCAGCUUGCCGGUGUUGAGGAUGCCUACACCUCGUCGUCCGGCUCGACCAAGACCCUCGAGAACACCCUCAAGGCCACCUUCGCGGCCGUCUCCCACACAUACGGCUUCCUUACGCCCAACUUGUGGAAGGAGACCAAGCUCAUCAGGAGCCCUCUGGAGGAGUUUGCCGACACCCUCCGGGACGGCAAGCGGUACGCUCAGUAG